This is a messenger RNA of Manduca sexta (tobacco hornworm), 2326 nucleotides long. RefSeq names its product myrosinase 1. The transcript has 10 exons. Gene Ontology annotation, biological process: carbohydrate metabolic process. The coding region runs from base 51 to 1580 and encodes 509 amino acids. The record is from RefSeq and is a predicted model, not a curated record. NCBI's taxonomy places the organism in Eukaryota, Metazoa, Arthropoda, Insecta, Lepidoptera, Sphingidae. Gene Ontology annotation, molecular function: beta-glucosidase activity.
CUCGCUGCUAGUAGUAUAUCAGUAGGAGAGCGCGAAGACGUCGUGUCGACAUGUCUUUGUUAAUAGUUUUUAUAUUGACCGCGGUUAUCAGUUCGUACGCAGCGACACCAAAACAAUGUUUCGACAACACGUUUCACUUCGGGGUGGGCUCAUCAGCGCUCCAGACUGAGGGCGCCUGGAACUUAUCAGGGAAAGGCGAAAGCAUCUGGGACAGGUACAGCCAUGAUAAUCAGGAUCUAGUGUUCGACCACACUAACGCUGACGUCGCCACUGACUCCUACCACAAGUAUAAAGACGACAUCAGGAACAUCAAGAAACUCGGCGUCACCUUCUACAGGUUCUCCAUAGCAUGGUCGAGGAUCCUACCCACUGGACUUAUAGAUGAAAUUAAUGAAGACGGUAUCAAACAUUACCACGCGGUGAUCGAUGAAUUAUUAAAGGAAGGCAUAAAGCCAAUGGUGACCAUGUAUCACUGGGACCUGCCGCAGAGCCUGCAGGAGUUGGGAGGCUGGACCAACCCCAUCAUAGCGGAUUACUUCGUCGACUAUGCUAGGGUCCUGCUUCAAAAUUUCGGUGGAAAAGUGAAUACGUGGGUGACUUUCAACGAACCGUAUUCCUUCUGCCACGAUGGAUACGGAGGCCUUUAUGCUCCUGGGACCCGCUCCAGUGGACGCCAUGACUAUCUGUGCGGCCACAACGUGCUAAGAGCACACGGCAUGGCGUUCAGAAUGUAUGAGAAGGAGUUUAGCCAUCUUAAAGCUUCGGUGAGCAUAACCUUGAACAUGUCAUGGCUGGAGCCAGCGACUACAUCCGUAGACGAUCAGGCAGCUGCAGAGCGCGCUAGGCAAUUCUCUUUUGGCUGGUUCGGUCAUCCAAUACUUUCUAAGGAUGGAGAUUACCCUCCAGCGAUGAGGGAGGCAAUAAACCGCAACUCCAGAAUCCAAGGCUUUAACCACUCACGCCUCCCAACCUUCACGCCAGAAGAGGUAGCCAUGAUAAAGAAGUCGUACCACUUCGUGGGAUUAAAUCACUAUACAACAUUUUUGGUGAGAUUAAUACUUGCCGGAAUUUGUAAGGUUUCAAAAAGAUCUGGUAUCAUCGAUACCAAACCAUCAUACGAGAAUGACGUCGGAGCGAUAUUACGUCAGAGCCCGACGUGGCCUAAAACGAAUUCCUCGUGGUUAAAAGUGGUGCCGUGGGGCUUCAGGAAAGCUUUGAACUGGAUAAAAAACACCUACAACAACCCGCGACUAUUUAUCACGGAGAAUGGGGUGUCGUAUGAAGCAGGCCUUCAAGACGUGAAGCGAGUGAACUACAUCGAGGCGUACCUGCGCUCGGUACACGACGCCAUAUACAAGGACGGCUGCAAUGUGUUCGGGUACACUUACUGGAGUCUCAUGGACAAUUAUGAGUGGAUGAGGGGUUACUCCGAACGUUUCGGUCUGUUCGAGGUGGACUACAAGUCCUCGAACCUGACGCGGUCGGCUCGCCUCUCCGCCGCCUUUUACUCCACAGUCGCCAGGACCAAGUGCAUCCCAGACAACUUCAAUUACAACUUUAACAAUGAUACUAAUAAUUAGAAUCUGAGGUUACUCUUGUUUUUAAUUUAAAGGCCCUAUGUAACACCAUACACUUUAAUAUAUUUCUUUCCAUCCUGUAUUGUUAAUUAAACCUAUACUGGUUUGAGUAAAAUAAUACUUAAAUAGGCUAAUAUAAUUUCGCAAUAAUUUUGCGAAAACUCGAUUUUAUAAUUUAGUACUGAUAUCAAAUGAUGAUAUUAAUAUCUAUGUUAUAUAGGACCUAUAAGUGUUAGACAAAUAAAUGAAAUAAAAUACAGGACGACUUGUAUCUGCUUACGAUGUACGUGUAAGGAAGAAUUAUAUAAUGUUUUAGGUUUAACGAUAUACGCGGUAACAUUUAGGUAGUCCUCGUCCUUACAACACACAUCACAUAUUUUACCCCCGAAGGCUUAGGCAAAGGUGCAAUCAGGGUACCCACUUUUCACCAAGUGUGUUCCGUCUUGUGAUGUAAUAAGGGAGGCAAACCUAUCGCGAUAGGGGACAAAUUACGUACCAAAUAGCGGAAUCUAGUCCCCCUCUCAUCCAACUAGAAACAAAACAAUCUAUAACUUACUUUGUGAAAAUAAAACUAAUUUGUGAAUCAUGAGGAAAAAAUCUAUCGCGAUAUCGGGCACAGACUCCGUAUUCCGGGCUGAAGCUGGGCAGAAAAACCUAAUAUCACUUUGCACUACCUGGGAUUCGAACAACGUACCUCAAAGCGAUGUCGUACCGCGCACGCAAUACAGCUACGCCAUCGAAGCAGUCAA